This is a messenger RNA of Protobothrops mucrosquamatus (brown spotted pit viper), 948 nucleotides long. Its product is annotated as olfactory receptor 52E4-like. Lineage: Eukaryota; Metazoa; Chordata; Lepidosauria; Squamata; Viperidae. Gene Ontology annotation, cellular component: membrane. Bases 1 to 948 code for a protein of 315 amino acids. Gene Ontology annotation, molecular function: olfactory receptor activity; G protein-coupled receptor activity. The record is from RefSeq and is a predicted model, not a curated record. The transcript has a single exon. Gene Ontology annotation, biological process: G protein-coupled receptor signaling pathway.
AUGACCUGGCCCAACCACACAGACCUGGGCAUCUCUCCGUCUUUCUUCUUGGUGGGGAUCCCAGGACUGGAGACUGCUUACUUCUUGCUGGCCUUUCCCUUCUGUCUGACCUAUCUACUGGCCCUCGUAGGGAAUGGGGUCGUGUUCCUUAUCAUCCAAAUGGAGGACAGUCUCCAUCAGCCCAUGUAUAUGCUCCUAGCCAUGCUGUCCGUAGUGGACAUGGGCCUGUCCAGCUCCACCAUCCCCAAGAUGCUCGCCAUCUUCUGGCUAGGUGCCCAUGACAUUGCCUUCAAUGCUUGCUUGACCCAGAUGUUCUUUAUCCAUGCCUUCACCGCCCUGGAGUCCGGUCUUCUAGUGGCCAUGGCCUUUGACCGCUAUGUGGCUGUGUGUAACCCCCUGCGAUACACGGCUAUCCUCACUGGCUUUACCAUUGCCAAACUGGGCUUGGCCAUCAUCACUCGGGCAGUGGUGCUCCUUGUCCCCUUAGUUCUAAUGGUGAUGCAUCUCCACUUUUGCCAAACAUGGGUCAUUGUCCACUCCUAUUGCGAGCACAUGGCUGUGGUCAAGUUGGCCUGUGGGGACACCAAAAUCAACAGUGCCUAUGGCUUGGUGGUGGUUGCCCUAAUCAUUGGGUUUGACAUAGUGUUUAUUUCUUUCUCCUAUUUCCUCAUUCUUGGGACAGUCUUCCAUCUCCCAUCAAAGGACGCCUGUUGGAAGACCCUCGGGACUUGCAGUUCCCACAUUUGUGUGAUCCUGUUGUUCUACACCCCAGCUGUCUUCUCCUUCCUGGCCCACCGCUUUGGCCACGGAGUGGCUCCGUACAUCCGUGUCCUGCUAGCCAGCCUCUACCUCUUAGUCCCCCCAGCGCUGAAUCCCAUUGUGUAUGCCUGGAGAACAAAGCCCAUCAGAGAAAAAAUCCUCAGGGUCUUUCAGCUUUGUAAGACGUGA